ACGAAUUGGUUUGUUAUUUAACGAUUCGAAAUCCUAAGAAGAGCUUAUAGUUUAAUAUAAACAAAAAGAAAAUGACGAGUAGUUGGUAUUUCGUUGGGGUUUUGUUGGGUUUGGGGAUGGUGGUUCAAGCGGCCAAAUUACCAAACACUUGGGGAAGAUGUUCGAGAAAAGACAAAGAUUUUGCAGAAUGUAUUAGAAAAAAUUUGGAAAUCGCUAUUAGGAGCUUGAACAAACCUAUCCCUGAGUUGGGACUAGCAAGUUGCGACCCGCUAAACAUCCCAGGAUUAUACAUUGGAGAAGGCAAAGGGGCCGUAAAUGUAGCCCAAGAUUUCAAAAAUGUCAAACUGCACGGAAUUUCCAAUGCAGUUGUCUAUAACUCUUCGUUUGAUUUUGAAAAAAAGGAAAUGAUCGCAGAGUCUCUGAGCCCAGAACUCAGAUUGGAAGCUGACUAUACCAUGAAAGGACAGGUGCUGCUUUUGCCUAUUGUUGGUAAUGGACCCUGCAAUGUUACUCUUGUUAACAUGAGAAUCAAACACAAAAUGAACUUCGAAUACAUCGAGAAAAAAGGAAAAACGUACAUGAAAGCCCUAGAUUUCAAAGUAACCAUGAACCCAGAAAAAGUACUUUUCAAAUUUGACAAUUUGUUUGAUGGCCAAAAUAAGGAACUUGGAACUACUGUGAACAAGGUUCUAAACGAUAAUAGCUUGGAAGUUUUCAACGACGUAAGAAACGGUUACGAGAUCAGUUUUGGUGAAAUCUUCAAAGAUUUGUGUAAUCGAGUAUUCCACAAAGUCCCAGUUAAAGAUAUCUUCUUAGUUUAAACUGCCAAUUAGGUUCAACUUAAAUUGUGAUAGACCAGUUGUUUGGUUCUUUUAAACCAAAAUUAUUUUAGUUAUAAUUACCUAUACAAUUUAUUAGGGGGUUGCUAUAACAUUAUACUGUGUUAUAGUGUCCAGGUUGCAAUGGACUUGUCCAUACAUUCCUACUAUCUUUGCGUUAGGUUAUCUUUAUUUUUGUAAAUUUUCCAAUUAGGUAGAUAAUUUGUGAUUUUAGGCAAGUUUUUAAAGUGAGUUUGAAAUUUUUUUAUUAUAGAAUAUUUCAAAUAAUA
Molecule: messenger RNA, 1108 nt
Organism: Ceutorhynchus assimilis (cabbage seed weevil)
Lineage: Eukaryota; Metazoa; Arthropoda; Insecta; Coleoptera; Curculionidae
Source: the annotation of a GenBank genome assembly